AUGGCAUCCUUGGAACUUGUUAAAAGGGCUAUAGCUGGAGGCAGAGUCUACGAUGACCUGCCCCCCAGGAUAAAGAACCUCAUUACUCCCAGCGAAUGGAAGACAAGAGUCAAGGAGCACUGCAUCCAGCGCGGUCUUCCAUGGGCAACAAGCCUCGCGUGCACCGUAAUGGGCCAGCAGGAGUAUUGUGAUGAGCUGCUUCGUUGCUACAAAACGUGGAUGCGGGUAUGCUGCUGCGCCCUAGGGGCCAACCUAGGGGCCGAGCGGGGGGCCGGUAGUUGGCUGGGCACUGGGGAACUAAAGAAAACCCAAAGCGCAACCAGGUCAGGGCUUCGAGGGCGAGAUGCUCCGCCUGACCCACUACGCGGCCGCGCUGGCUGCCCUGCUGGAGGCGGUGAGGGCCUCCGCGGGCCGGGGGGUGCCCCUGGAGCUGCUGAGGAAGGAGAGCCUGGCGGGGCUGUCAACCAGGGCCGCGUGCAAGCCAUGCCCGUGGAUGAAGCGGCUGGCGGCGGCGGCGGUGGCCAGCCGUACGGCAGGAGCUCCGCCGGUGUGGCGGCGGACGAUGUCGACGAGGCAGCGGCGGCGUUGCAGCAUCACCACUACCAGCAGCAGCAGCAGGUCGCGGAGGGGGCCUUCUUGGGGACGCAGGCGGGAGCAGGAGGAGGAGGAGGAGGAGGAGGCGGUGUGGCGGUGGUGGUGGAUACUGAGGCGACGGGGUACCUCAUGAUGGGUGCUCUGUCACCCGGUCUGAAGCGCCAUUCAGUAACGCUGUUCGAGGGGGGCCGAGUGGCGGGCGAGGAGCUUUUUCCGUACCACCUGUCGGACUACCUGUGUCGCGUGGCGCGCAUCACGCCGUUCAAGUACUACCUCGACUUGAUGACUCAAGCGCUCAAGGACGAGCGGUCGUACGACAGGAUGCCCAACUUUACGGCCGCUGACGCUUUGGCGGUGCUAGGUAUCGGCCGCAACGAGUACAUUGCCGUACUUAACGCCUGCAAGGCUAGGAGACUGCUGUGGCGAGUGAAUCUAAAUCGGGAAGGCAUCAUCCGGGAACACCUGCCGCAGGGUUUCGUGUCGAACAAGACCACGCAGGCGGGUGACACGUCCGCAGAUCCCCUGGAGUCCCUGCUGUACAGCGUGUUUGUGGCCAACAGUGAGCGGCUGACGGUUUCGGAGCUGGGGCAGAUUCUGGGGGUGGAGUUGGAGGAGUUAAAGGCAGCUCUAGGGGUGGCCAGCAGGCUGGGUUUCGCCACACGGGUUACGGAUUCGUACACAACAAACAUCGCAGGCAGGGAAACUGGGAGGUGCGGUCCUACGUCGUACGUGUUCGUGUGCGGUCAGCGGGUUUGGCGGCUGCCACACCCCCUGGACCGGUGUACACAUGCGCUGUGUACCCCGUGGGACGAGGACACGGAGCCGGGGCGAGGGGGGAAGGCACACGGCACGGAGGGUCAGAUGAUGGUGGUGGAGUCGUCCUUCCUACUGUACACUCUCAACGACUUACUCAGUCGUACGGCCGUACUUGUACAGCCACUGGACUGUACGGAGCUGGGCUGGUGCCCUGACGUUGUAGAUGUGCCGCUGCCGCUGCCGCCGCAGCCGCCGCUGGCGGCGGCGGCGGCGGCGACGUCGGCGGUUUUGACGGCACCCGGGACCUGCAGUACAGCGCCGCCGGGUACUGGUGCCUCUUCCUCCUCCGGUUUGACACCCUCUGGCACGUCCGUGGUGGUUCCAGGUAUCCGAAGGACGGGUGGCGAGCCGGCCCGGGUUAUACUGGAUCCCGGACUGGUUUCGGGGCUGCGACAGCUGGGCCUGGCGUCGUGCGUCGGCCACCUGCGCCUUAUGCAAAUGCGCGCACCGCCGCCGCCGCCGCUGCCCCCAUCAACAUCAUUGCCAGCGUCCCGGAAUAGAAUAGUCGGGUCGUCGCACAAGCUGCUUCAAGCACAACUAACCAAGCUGCUCGUACAGUACUCGCACUGCUCUCAAGACGGCAGCUACGGAUCGGUCGCGGGGCCAGCGGCGGCGGUACAGGCUGCCGCCACCGCCGCCGCCGGCGAGGCGGUCGCACUGCUGUCGGACUUUAAAGCGCUGCCGUCCGCCGCCUCCGCCGGCGGCGGCGGCGGCAGCGGCGGCGUUGACGGCGGCGGCGGUACUGGCGGCCGGUUCAACCCCGAUUUGCCGCUGCCCGCUGUGAAUCUAAGCUUUGACGGACGAGACCUGCAGCCCAUUCGGCUCCAGGACAGUGUGCAGGGUUUAGGGUGUUUGUGUCAGGGUUGACGUACACUCUCCACUACGUCCUGGACGAGCUUUUAGUCGGGGAGGGUUGAGACUUUGGGGGUGGAGGGAGGGGGUUUGGAAAGCGGUCGGAAUGCUAUGUACAGCUUGUUGAAUUGUGUAAUGGUUGGUCGGGGGGAUUGAACGCAAACCCCGUUCGCGCUGGCGUGCUUCGGGGAGGUCCGGUGGGUGGGGUUGAGGGUGGGGGUGGGGAUACUCACGGAUAGGUGUUUCCGGUAGGGCUUGGAGGGUGUGGGAACGACAGGGUGAGGUGCAUAGAGGUGGGCGCGUUCUGGAUACCUUUUCGGCGCCUUUCGGGGCGCCGAGGCCCCCCGGGGUUUACUGCUGUCAGUCAGUCAGUCAACGUCGUGUCUCAUGAUAAACUCGCAUGCCACGUUGAACUGAGAAUUGGAUUUAAAAAGCUAAUACUAC
Volvox carteri f. nagariensis is the source of this 2706-nucleotide messenger RNA. RefSeq lists its product as uncharacterized. The transcript is spliced from 14 exons. The record is from RefSeq and is a predicted model, not a curated record. The coding region runs from base 1 to 2277 and encodes 758 amino acids. Lineage: Eukaryota; Viridiplantae; Chlorophyta; Chlorophyceae; Chlamydomonadales; Volvocaceae.